Cynoglossus semilaevis (tongue sole) is the source of this 2013-nucleotide messenger RNA. RefSeq names its product trace amine-associated receptor 13c-like. Gene Ontology annotation, biological process: G protein-coupled receptor signaling pathway. Gene Ontology annotation, molecular function: trace-amine receptor activity. Bases 295 to 1284 code for a protein of 329 amino acids. The transcript has 2 exons. The record is from RefSeq and is a predicted model, not a curated record. Gene Ontology annotation, cellular component: membrane. Lineage: Eukaryota; Metazoa; Chordata; Actinopteri; Pleuronectiformes; Cynoglossidae.
UCCUAAAUUACAAUUUGAACUGUUGUCCUGCACUAAUAACUCUGAAUAAAAUUUGUACUUUUUAAAAAUUAGUCACAUAUUGAUAUUAAAACAUAAAGGUUAGUAGUUAAGAAACUGUUCAAUUCACAUCGUGCAGGACUUAAUCUCAAAGCAGCAGACGACUGGUGUUUCCAUGACCCUGACCUUAUGACGAGAAUUAAUAUGCAAAUGAGUGAUGAGGACAGAAAAAGGAUAAGUAAGCUGCACCAGGAAGACCUGGGGUCAGUACAGCACUGUCUUCUAUAGGACCCAAACAUGGAGGCUCUGGAGGAGGGCGACUUCUGCUUUCCUCACAUCAACAACUCCUGCAGGUGGUUAAAACGUCCUGAAGUGGAGACCACGCUAAUUUACAUUGUGCUGUCCAUCAUCAUUCUGCUGACUGUGGUUCUAAACCUGCUGGUCAUCAUCUCCAUCUCCCACUUCAGACAGCUCCAGACCACCACCAACCUCCUCCUGCUGUGUAUGGCUGUCGCUGACUUCCUGGUGGGUCUCCUGCAGAUGCCACUUCUGCUUCUCCACAACCAGGGCUGUUGGCUCCUGGGCGACGUUAUGUGUGCUGUGCAUUACUUCCUAGCGUUCCUGGUUGUUAGUGUCUCGGUGGGAUGCAUGGUUCUCAUAUCAAUCGACCGAUACAUCGCCAUCUGUGACCCCAUGUUCUACACCACCAGAGUGACUAUGAUCAGAGUUAAACUAUGUAUUUGUAUGUGUUGGAUUUGUUCUGUUGUCCACAGCACUUGGAUAUUGAGGGAUUUCCUGAAGAGCCCUAACGUGCAGCUGAACUGCUACGGAGAUUGUAUCAUCAUUGUGAACUUUGCCGAAGGAGCUGUUGAUUUUGCUGUCACCUUUUUAGGCCCCAUUUUGAUCAUAGUAAUCCUGUACCUGAGAGUAUUCGUCGUAGCUGUAUCUCAGGCUCGGGCCAUGAGAUCUCACGUUGCAACUGUGGCACUGAGGCGAUCAGAAAAGGUCAAAGCAGAGAAAUCGGAGAUAAAAGCAGCAAGGACUCUGGGUAUUGUCGUGGUGGUGUUUCUCAUCUGCUCAAGUCCGUAUUAUGUUUUUGCUAUUGCAGCUGAAAGCAACCUGGUUGGUGCGUCAUCUUCAGGGAUUGAACUGUGGUUAGUCUACUGUAAUUCCAGCAUCAACCCUGUCAUCUACGUCUUUUUUUACCCAUGGUUCAGAAAGGCGAUUAAACACAUUGCCACACUAGAGAUACUGAAGCCUGGCUCUCGUGAAAUCAGUGUGCUGUAGCUGCCCAGACUCCAGUAAUGUCUGAAUAGUUCAUAAAGAUGUCUGCCAGUCACCUUUUUGUUUUUCCAAAAAUGUGGUUAAUUUAUUAGGAUAUUACAUGUUUCAACUGUUGAAUCUUUUUUUUAAAUUUCUGUAAUAAAAAUAGUCUACACAAACUACUGCUUUUCAUCCAACAUUUUCUUCUAAAUCUUCAAUUAAAACAAACGGUGAUAGAGACAAGUAUUUUAUUCUACAUGGUCUUAGUUAUUAGUAAUUUAUGAAAAUACAAAGUUUAGGUAUCAUAAAUUGUUUAUGUGUAUUUACAUUUAGCAGAUGCUUUUAUCCAAAGUGACUAACAGAGGAGCAUUAACAAUCUCCUCUCGGAAUCGAACCUGGACUCUCUGCUACUGAGGCAGGCAGUAUAUAUUUUUUUCCAAAUGAAAAUAAGACAUUUAAUGUGAAGGUCCAUGUACACACCAAUGUUUGUUUGGCUGCCAUUAGUUUUAGGCAGCUGUCUCAUUUAUUAUCAUAUCUUGCUUUAAAAAAAAUUAAAGUAUUUAAGAACAUAUAGGUCUCAUUUAAAUACAUAUGUAUCAAUUAAAACUAAUUUAUUUCACCAAAAAUAGUUAUUGAUAAUAACAAAUCUAUUAACUGCAAGUUUCAUUGUUUAGAAAUAUUUGCCAAGUUUUAACGUGUGAACCCUAAGUCAUAAAACACCAAGGUAGAUGUUAAAAAUUGUCCAGACCUGAC